Fraxinus pennsylvanica is the source of this 726-nucleotide messenger RNA. The record is from the annotation of a GenBank genome assembly. NCBI's taxonomy places the organism in Eukaryota, Viridiplantae, Streptophyta, Magnoliopsida, Lamiales, Oleaceae.
AUGCGUUGGUCCCCAUUCUUUUGGAUCCCUAUUUGCUUAGCUCUUCUCUCAAUCUUCCUGUUAAGGAUUUUCCCUUUCAAUUCUCCACACAAUCAACCUAAAGAGAAACUUUUCACUGUGGAAGAAAUUGCUCUAUUCAAUGGCACUGAUCCUCAAUUGCCUAUUCUUCUUGGCAUUCUUGGGUCAGUGUUUGAUGUAACUAAAGGCAAAAGCCAUUACGGUGCCGGAGGAGGUUAUAACCAUUUUGCGGGAAGGGAUGCUUCCCGCGCAUUUGUUUCGGGAAAUUUUACAGGUGAGGGACUUACUGACUCCUUGCGUGGUUUGUCUAGCACUGAGGUGAAAAGCAUUGUUGAAUGGCGAGAUUUCUACUUCAGGACUUACAUAUUCGUGGGUAAAUUGGUUGGUCGCUAUUAUGAUAUUGAAGGCAACCCCACGAAGUACUUGAAAGGGGUUGAAGCAAAGGCUGCCAGAGGUGCACAGCUACUUGAGAAACAGAAGAAAGAAGAAGCUCAAGUACCCAGCUGUAAUUCAAGAUGGAGUCAAGAUGAGGGUUCAGAGGUAUGGUGCGACAAUGGCUAUCCAAGGUUAGUCCAGAGACCAGUAGAAAUAGCUUUGACUGGGAAAAUGAGCAAAAGAUGUGCUUGCUUCAAAGAAGAUGAACUGGGUCAGUCCGGUUUGGAAGUCUAUGAAGGAUGCGAUUAUUUUGCCAUGAAAUGUCAAUUAUAG